Rotaria socialis is the source of this 2754-nucleotide messenger RNA. The record is from the annotation of a GenBank genome assembly. Lineage: Eukaryota; Metazoa; Rotifera; Eurotatoria; Philodinida; Philodinidae.
AUGGUUAAAUUUGAUGAUUCAUCCUGUCUCGAUUUUUGUAUGUACAACGUAGCCAGCAGAAAGAAGGAAGGACGUGCAUUGUACAACCGCUCAUGCGUAGAUAUUCAACAAGGUUUAACACUUCAUGCUGAGCCUCUCUACGAAAAAAAAAUGACUUUUGGUAUAAUCAGGCCAAUCUUUCAAAAUGUUGUCUUCCUGUUAACAAUUGUUUUAUUUCUCGUGGGAAUCUGGAGUUAUUUAUAUCGACACGAAUCAAACUAUUGUGAAAUGACAUAUAUGUUUGAAAAUCCAACCUAUCCAAGAAUAUCAUUACCGAAAGAUGUUGAAACACGCUAUCCACGUUAUGCGCUUCAUUCCUAUUGUGAAGGUGCUCGAUGUGAAGCUCAUCGACGGAAUCAAUUUGUUGGUUAUCCUGUUUUAUUCAUCGUUGGCAAUGCUGAUAGUUAUCGCCAAGUUCGUUCACUUGGUUCAGUCGCCUAUCGAAUGGGUGACAAGCAAAAACAAUUGGAUUAUUUCUCCAUUGAUUUCAAUGAAGAACUUUCAGCUUUGUUCGGUGGUGUUUUAGAACAACAAACAGAAUUUAUUGCUCAUGCUAUUAAAACAAUUUUUUCUUUUUAUAAAACAAAGAAAACAAUUAUUCUUGUAGGAAAUUCAAUUGGCGGCCUUUUGUCCCGCGCUGUUUUCUUACAACCACCGGAUCGUUUCGAUCCAAAUACAGUUCGUCUUAUAAUUACACAGGCAACACCUCAUCAAGCAGCUGUUAUUCAUGCAGAUAGUUAUAUUAUGAAUUUUUAUUCUCGUGUCAAUCAAUAUUGGAAAGAUGAAUGGAAUAAUUCACUUAAGCAUCUUACUCUCUUAUCAUUAGCUGGUGGUGAUAGAGAUCAUCUUGUACGAAGUGAUUUAACUUCGUUGAAUGGUCUUACUGAUGAAAGUCGAUCGAUUGAUGUGCUAACAAGUGCUGUACCUUAUGUAUGGGCAUCAACUGAUCAUCGUUGCAUUGUCUGGUGUAGACAAUUAGUAUUGGCUACAACACGUGCACUUCUUGAAAUUAUUCAAGAGAAAAAACGAGAUUCUCAAACAACUAUGCAGAUUCUUAAACAAUAUUUUUCUCCGUCUGUUGAUUUAAAUCUUGGAAUAAAUACAACAUUGACUUAUAAAAAAGACCCUACCAUAAUCACCGAAUCAAGUAUAUCAAUUUAUGGAAAAGAAGAAAAUGAUUAUUUGAUUCCAUUGAAAAAUUCAAAAUUUCAUCGAAUUAUUAUUCAUUCAACAAAUGCUAAAAUUUAUUUAAGAAAUACUGAUGUAACCUUGGACAUCACCAAUACUCUUCUACCCAUUCCACCGACAUAUAGUGAUCGUAAAAUGAUUCGAUUCGACAUUAAACAAUUAGAUGAUAGUUUAAAACAAUACGACUCAAUUCUUAUUCGACUUGAAAAUAAGAAAUCACAAAUUGAUAUAUAUCAAAUUGAAAAUGAUGAACAAGUAGUUGAACUUUCAGCAUUUGGUUCACAAACAUUAAAAUUCAAUCAAGCAGGCUAUGUCAAACUUGUCUUUCCAACAUUGUCUAAUCUUUGGCAAGUCUAUUGUAUUCAUUUAUCGUCAAAUAGUGAAAACACUCCUUUAAUUCAUUUUCAUGUUCCAUGGUCAAACGAAGAUCUAUACAAUCUAAUUUCAUUGCGUCCUGCUUCAUCACCAACUACUAAUCUGCCAAAACCGCUUGCUCGUCAAAUGCGUUUAAAACUUCAUCGACCAUCUCAAUUUACUAAUGGCGAAUAUCCGUCACUUGAACUUUUUCUAAAUUCAAAAUCUUCCUAUAAACUCGAAAUUAGUUAUUCAUUUCUUGAUUUUCUAUCUCAAUUGAUACGCUACUAUGUUUAUUUACUACCAACAUUUUUAUUUACUGUUCUAUGUGUAUCAUAUUCACUGCAAGUCGACGAAGUUACACUUCGUACAUAUCAAACUAUGCUCGCAUGGCAAAUACAUAUUCCUGUAGCUCUAUUAAUAGCAAUACUUUAUAAAAUUGUAAUCAUUUUAUUUCCAUCAUCGGCUUUCGUCGUGAACAUACAUUCAAAUGGUUAUUAUUUUUUUUCUUUACCCUUAAUUCUCUAUUUUCUUUCACUAAGUCUAUGGGCUAUGAUAUCAUUUAUAAUUGAUUAUCUGAUAUUUGAUUUCAUUCAUAUUAUGUUAUAUCCAUUAUUAGCUUAUUUCUCUAAUGAAUUACGUCAACAACAAAAAAUCACACGUUUAAUCCAAUGGAUAUCAUUAUCAUUACCUUUAAUGUCGACAUUAUUAUUCAGUGGUUCAAAUGGUCAUAUAAGCUUAUUUAUAUUAGCAUUAUUACAUAUAGUGUGGCGUGGAACAAUCAAUCAACGUUUGAGAAGAGUCUUAACAACGAUACUUUUAUUUCAUGGUCUUCUUGUUGUGCUUAAUUUAACUGGUUUUAUAAUGCAUAUUAAAAGUAUUUUAAUACAAGGCUUAUAUCCAUUAUUGAUAAUUAUGCCGGAUCCAUCAUUUCUAUCAGCAAUAUGUUGUAUAACAGCAUUUUAUCUUCGAUUUAAAUUGAGUCAAUCACAAAAAAAAAUAAUUCAAGUUUUAAAAAUAUUCUUUUUAAAAUAUAAUCGAAGUAUAUUAAUUUUAUUGGCAUUGAUUAGCCAAUUUUUUUGUUCCUAUUCUAUGCACUAUUUAUGGAUAUUGAUUUCUUUUAUAUUUAUUCAUGUAGCUGUGAUAUUUUUUGUUCCUUCACAUCGUGACUAA